This is a messenger RNA of Camelus dromedarius (Arabian camel), 1802 nucleotides long. RefSeq names its product dipeptidyl peptidase 7 (gene DPP7). Gene Ontology annotation, biological process: proteolysis. The record is from RefSeq and is a predicted model, not a curated record. Lineage: Eukaryota; Metazoa; Chordata; Mammalia; Artiodactyla; Camelidae. The coding region runs from base 58 to 1551 and encodes 497 amino acids. The transcript has 13 exons. Gene Ontology annotation, molecular function: serine-type exopeptidase activity; dipeptidyl-peptidase activity. Gene Ontology annotation, cellular component: vesicle.
UGAGGGUGUCCCGCCAUCACGUGACCUUGCCCACAUGACCCGAAGCAAACGGGCAAAAUGGACGUGAGCCCCCCGCCCAGGCAGGCCCUGCUCUGGGCCCUGGCCCUGCUGCUGGCGCUGGAGCUGCGCAGCCUGGAGGCCGUGGUCCACAGAGACGCAGACCCUGGCUUUCGGGAGGCCUACUUUGAGCAGCUCCUGGACCAUUUCAACUUUGAGAGGUUUGGGAACAAGACCUUCCUCCAGCGGUUCCUAGUGUCAGAGAAGUUCUGGAAAAGGGGCGAGGGGCCCAUAUUCUUCUACACGGGCAACGAGGGGGACGUGUGGUCCUUCGCCAACAACUCAGGGUUCAUCUUGGAGCUGGCGGCGCAGCAGGCAGCCCUUGUCGUUUUUGCGGAGCACCGGUACUACGGAAAGUCACUCCCGUUCGGGGAGCGGUCCACGUGGCGCGGGUACACGGAGCUGCUGACGGUGGAGCAGGCCCUGGCCGACUUCGCAGGGCUGCUCCAGGCGCUGCGGCAGAAGCUUGGGGCCCUGGACGCCCCCGCCAUCGCCUUUGGCGGGAGCUAUGGGGGGAUGCUCAGCGCCUACCUGAGGAUGAAGUACCCCCACCUCGUGGCGGGGGCGCUGGCGGCAAGCGCACCUGUCAUCGCAGCGGCAGGCCUCGGUGACCCCUACCAGUUCUUCCGGGAUGUCUCAGCGGACUUCGAGGGCCAGAGUCCUGAGUGUGCCCAGGCCGCGCGGGAUGCCUUCCAGCAGAUCAAGGACUUGUUUCUACAGGGAGACUAUGACACGGUCAGCCAAGAGUUUGGCACCUGCCAGCUGCUCUCUGGCUCAAAGGACCUACUGCAGCUCUUUGGGUUCGCCCGGAAUGCCUUCACCCUGCUGGCCAUGAUGGACUACCCAUACCCCACCGACUUCAUGGGGCAUCUUCCUGCCAACCCCGUCAAGGUCGGCUGUGAGCGGCUGCUGAGCAAAAGCCAGAGGAUCAAGGGGCUCCGUGAGCUGGCUGGGCUGGUGUACAACUCCUCAGGCCUGGUGCCCUGCUAUGACAUCUACCUGCAGUACCAGGCCUGUGCGGACCCCACAGGCUGUGGCUUGGGUCCCAAUGCCAAGGCCUGGGACUACCAGGCUUGUACUGAGAUCAGCUUGACGUUUUCCAGCAACAACGUGUCAGACAUCUUCCCCGACCUGCCGUUCACCGAGGCCCUCCGCCAGCAGUACUGCCUGGACACGUGGGGCGUGUGGCCCCGGCAGGACUGGCUGCAGACCAGCUUCGGGGGGGGCGAUCUUACAGCCGCCAGCAGCAUCAUCUUCUCCAACGGCGACCUGGACCCCUGGGCAGGGGGCGGGAUCCAGAGCAACCUGAGCUCGUCGGUCCUCGCCAUCACCAUCCAAGGGGGAGCACACCACCUGGACCUCAGAACACCCCACCCAGAGGACCCGGAAUCUGUGGUGGAGGCGCGCAAGCUGGAGGCCACCCUCAUUGGCAAGUGGGUGGAGGCGGCCAGGCAAGAGUGGCGACUGGCACAGCACACGGGGCCUAGAGGCUGAGGGGCGCUCCCGCAGUGGGGCCAGAGAAGCCUUGCCCAGAGCAGCAGUCUGGGGAGAGAAGCCAUGGCCCACCUUCCUAAACCCAGAGCUCAGCCCAGGGUGGGCAGGCCCUUGCCCGAGGGAGAGGCUGAACACUGGCAGCCUGGCAAGCAUGUCCUGUCCUGGCUACGGCUAGGUCAGGAAAGCAGGACACUGAGCACAGACAUGUGACCUCCUAAACUCACUGUUGAAUAAAGCAGUCCUCAGCUCCA